UAAUCUGCCGAAUCCAAGUCCCACUAAGAUUUUAUUAAAUCUCCUUCUCUUUUUUUGGGAAUGAAAACUCUACCCCAAUAAAAAAAAAACUCUCGACCCUCUGAGUUCAAAUAUUUCUAAUUACAAUUCCCAAUUUUUUUGACAAAACCCUUGCUUGCCCUUCUUCUAUCAUCGACAACUCAUUGAUGUACUUUAUGAAUUAAACUUAUUUAUUUAUUUAUUUAUUUUUGUGAAUACCCCUGGAAAAAUUUCUGGGUCCGCCACUGCUUAGGCCUUAGAGUGUCGAGUCUCCAUCCAGAAACUAAGGCCUUAGAGUGUGCUAAUUCUUUAUUGUGUUGGUUAACUUGUGCGCUUUUUUAUAUGAUUAAUAGCGAUUAAUUAUACGGAUAUUUCUUAUUCGACGAGGUUAUCGAGUAAGCACAUAACCACUAAACAAAGAAUAUUACUAAUCCAGGUCACUACAUUUAUAUAAUUUGCGGUUAACCACUAACCACACGGUCGCGAUUCGAUGUCUAUUACGCAAAAAACCGUAACCAAGUAACCAACCUUACUCUUUGGCUGUCUCUAGGGCUGCAAAUGAGCCAAGCCGCUCGCGAGCAACUCGGCGUUCGAAUCGGAAAAAACUCGUUCGACACUCGACUCGUUAUUUAACAAGCCGGCUCGCGAGCCAACUUGUUAGUUAACGAGCCAAGCCUGAGCUAGACCAUGCUCAGCUUGAUAAGCUCGUGAGCUAGCUUGAUUCGGUGGCUUGUCGAGCUAAGCUCGCGAGCUGCCUUGUUUUGAGCUUGUGGAAGGAUGAAUUACUCUUUUAAACAUGAACAUUGUCUUAUAAUACAGAUGUGUAUGAAAUUUAGAUGUUAUUUCUAGUUUCUAGUGUUCUUUCUAUCAUUUAAAUUCUUAUGUUUAUACAUUUUUCCAGCAAAAAUGAUUUUAAAUCGAGCUCAUCUUGAGCCGAGCUUGUACUCAGCUUAACAAGCUAUGUUAAUGAGCAUUUAUCGAGCUCUACCGAGUCGAGCUCGAGCUAGAUUAUUUUUAUUCAAGCCGAGCUCGAGCUCGAGCUGGAUUAUCAAAAUUCGAGUUCGAGCCGAGCUCGAGCUGAAAAAUUAAUAAACGAGCCGAGCUCAAGCUAAGCAAAAACUCGACUCGACUCGGCUCGUUUGCAGCCCUCUGUCUCCUUGCGGUGGCUGACCAACUGCAUUCAUAUAUUUGUUCCGACGUCAACUUUGUCAAGAUUGUAUAGAUGGAAAUUAACUGCCACUUCCCCCGAAUCCAAUUCCCUUUUUUUAAUUCCUUCCCAUAAAAUGAAAACUUUCUCUAAUCAAUCACACAGGACCAAAGAUUCGUUCACCCAAUCGACUAACUCAAAUUUCAACUUUAGCCUCCCUCCGCUACGCUUCUGCUCAACGGCGUUCUCCCGAUGCCUCUCCACCAUUACCGUCCACCUCCAAAUCAUGGCGGCAUAACUAGCACGCCGCAGCAGCAAGUUACUCAUCAGCCACCCGCCAUGGACGUUCUCUCUCAAUUGCGUCACCAGCUCGCUGACUACACCAACUCCUUGCAUCGCGAUGGAUUUCUAGACGACCAGUUUUCUCAGCUUCAGCAACUGCAAGAUGAGAGCAGCCCUGAUUUUGCGAUGGAAGUUGUGUCUCUCUUCUUUGAAGAUUGUCAGAAGCUUGUUACCAACAUGGCCAGAGCUCUCGAACUGCAGGCUGUAGAUUUCAAACAGGUCGAUUCCAGUGUUCAUCAAUUGAAGGGUAGUAGUUCCAGUGUUGGGGCAGCAAGGAUUAAGAAUCUGUGCGUCGCGUUUAAAACUUGUUGCGAUUCACAAAACCGGGAUGGGUGUAUGCGAUGUUUACAAGAAGUGAAUCGUGAGUGUGUUCUGUUGAAGAACAAGCUCCAGACUCUGUUCAGGCUGGAGCAGCAGAUAAUCAGCGCUGGUGGAUCGAUUCCUAUGUAGAGAAGAAGAAGAAGAAGAAGCUGGCUGAAGAGUGAUUGUUGUACAAGGCCUUUUUUGUGUGUGUGAAAGUUAUAAUUACUCUUUGUAGUUGCUGUCCUGGGUUGCCUUGAGCUGAUCUUGGUAAGAUUUAAGAGUGUGAUAAGGUGAAAUAAACGAAGUAUCUUUGUAGCACAUUGCAAAAAGCAUAUAGAGUUUUGUUUGCUUUUGUGGUGGUGGUCUAGUAAGAACUGUUCUUGUCUUGCUUUAGGCGAGAAAUUUGUCCAUGUCAAUGGCUCCACUGCUGUAUGGGUUUCCGUGUUUGCCUAGUUACUUCUAUCCGCCAAAUUUACAAGGGACAAGUAGACUAUGAAGAUAUUGUAUCUAAAAUUUGCUUAUCAAAAUGUAGCUCCCGAUUUAGCUUUUGUAAGCAUUUUUAGUUAAAUUUAGGUGUGGACGCCAAUAAUUAUUUCUUAGCCGUUGGAAGACAGAUUCAAGCGACAAUAACCUCCAACGAGGCACGACUGCACGUCUAAUUUGAGAUUACUGCUAGCAGGUUCUGACUUCCAGUAGCUAAAAAUAACCAGACCGCUAAUACAUACAAACAAUUACAAAUCUUUCGACAAUAAAUAAGUCAAAAAAGU
Linum trigynum is the source of this 2577-nucleotide messenger RNA. NCBI's taxonomy places the organism in Eukaryota, Viridiplantae, Streptophyta, Magnoliopsida, Malpighiales, Linaceae. The record is from the annotation of a GenBank genome assembly.